UUCAUUCAUUCUGCAAACAUACCAUUUUGUGUGUUGGUACUAGACUAGAUACACUGUUGGUACAGUAAGUUGCUUUCAUUCAUUCCGCAAACAGACCAUUUUGUGUGUUAGUACUAAACUAGCUACACUGUUGAUACACUACAACAUGACCAUGAGAGCCGUCACCAUCAAAAAGUUUGGAGGUCCAGAGGAGCUGGCACUGGAGACUGUGGCCGUACCAACACCCAAGGAAGGGGAGGUUUUGAUCAGGGUUCACGCCAUUGGUGUGAACCCCGUGGACACCAUCAUACGCCAGGGGUGGUUCGGUCCCAGGACGUUUCCUUUCAUCCUCGGCAUGGACGUGGCUGGGGUCAUAGAGAAAGUUGGUCCAGGAGUCAAAGGUUACAAGGCAGGUGACCGUGUGUACACAUUUGACACCGUCAGUGGCGGCUAUGCUGAGUUCGCCGUUGCCUCGGUAACCAGAAUCGGCCGUUUUGACAACAAGCUGAGUUUCGCACAAGGGGCGGCACUGGGAGUUCCCUACCACACGGCGUGGAAGUCUUUGUACUUCAGAGCUCAAGCCAAGAAAGAGGAAACAAUUCUGAUACACGGGGCUAGUGGGGCGGUGAGUAUAUGGGGGGGCAGUGGGGCG
This is a messenger RNA of Physella acuta, 631 nucleotides long. RefSeq names its product quinone oxidoreductase-like. Gene Ontology annotation, cellular component: cytosol. Lineage: Eukaryota; Metazoa; Mollusca; Gastropoda; Physidae. Gene Ontology annotation, molecular function: quinone reductase (NADPH) activity; NADPH binding; mRNA 3'-UTR binding. The record is from RefSeq and is a predicted model, not a curated record.